CGCGUCCCAGCCGCCCCGCGCGCGCGGCCCUGGCCUGGACGCCCUGCGCUCUGGACCUCUUCGUCGCGUCUGUAAGCCGGAGAAGGGGUCUCCUCUCUUGAGGAGACCCGCCGAUGGCCGGGGGCCGGGCGGAGCCGGCGCUCCUGUUGGCUUCGAGCGCAGCUGGCUCCACACCCACGGGGCGCUCCGCUGGGUACAGGUGCUCGCCCGGGUCGGGCCGGGGCGCGGCCUCUUCUCCUCCCGUCAUACAUACAUCAGCAUAGAAACUGAGGAGACAACGACAAGCUCUUCCAUAAUGUCAUACAGACGAGAGCUAGAGAAAUACCGUGAUUUGGAUGAAGAUGAAAUCCUUGGAGCCCUAACCGAGGAAGAGCUCAGGACCCUGGAAAAUGAGCUGGAUGAGCUGGACCCUGAUAAUGCACUGCUGCCUGCAGGCCUGAGGCAGAAGGAUCAGACGACCAAGGCGCCCACAGGCCCCUUUAAAAGAGAGGAGCUCUUGGAUCACUUGGAAAAGCAAGCAAAGGAGUUUAAGGACCGAGAAGAUCUGGUCCCCUACACAGGGGAGAAACGAGGAAAGGUCUGGGUCCCCAAGCAGAAGCCAAUGGAUCCUGUGCUGGAAAGUGUGACACUGGAGCCAGAGCUGGAGGAGGCCUUGGCCAAUGCUUCCGAUGCAGAACUCUGCGACAUUGCAGCCAUCCUGGGCAUGCACACGCUUAUGAGCAACCAGCAGUACUACCAGGCCUUGGGCAGCAGCUCCAUUGUGAACAAGGAGGGCCUCAACAGUGUGAUUAAACCCACACAGUACAAGCCUGUGCCAGAUGAGGAACCAAAUUCCACAGAUGUAGAGGAAACGCUGGAGCGGAUAAAGAACAAUGACCCAAAACUCGAAGAGGUUAACCUCAAUAACAUCCGGAACAUCCCUAUUCCCACCCUCAAGGCCUACGCAGAAGCCCUGAAGGAAAACUCCUACGUGAAGAAGUUCAGCAUCGUGGGGACCCGGAGUAAUGACCCUGUAGCCUUUGCCCUUGCUGAGAUGCUCAAGGUGAACAAGACGCUGAAGACACUGAAUGUGGAAUCCAACUUCAUUUCUGGGGCUGGGAUCCUGCGCCUGGUGGAAGCCCUCCCAUACAACACUUCCCUGGUGGAACUCAAAAUUGAUAACCAGAGCCAGCCCCUGGGCAACAAAGUGGAAAUGGAGAUUGUGAGCAUGUUGGAAAAAAAUGCAACGCUUCUCAAAUUCGGCUACCACUUUACUCAGCAGGGGCCCCGGCUCCGGGCAUCCAAUGCAAUGAUGAACAACAAUGAUCUUGUGAGGAAGAGGAGGCUGGCGGACCUGACUGGGCCCAUCAUUCCCAAGUGCCGGAGUGGCGUCUAGUGUGUGCAGGGGAAGACCAUGCCUUUGAACUGGAUAUGUUCUACUGACAACUUGUGCUCUGCAGUGGAAACCAGAAGGCAAAACGCCAGCACAAAACCUUUUUGUGGUUCAGUUCUUCAUGCACUAAGGUUUUAGGUUAACUAGUGGUUGUAGCUGAAAAUUUUAUAAAAUAUGGUUAAUGUGAAGUUUUUCUUUAGUCACAGUUCAGUCUGGUUAUUAUUUAAAAACUGAUAAGUCCUCAAACUGGCAGAUCAUGCUGAAGAUGACUUAAGUAGCAGUGACUUAAACCCAGGAGCCCAGUUUCAGUGGCCUUGCUGUGUGGUGUUUCAGGUGCAUUUAAAAUGUGUAACAUACAAAUAAGCAGCACACUUUUCCAUGAUUCCCAAGUAUAAAAGACUUUAUUAACAGAUUUGAUCUUAGCUAUUUAGCAAACAGAAAGAAUAACCAUUCUUUAUUAACCCUCCUUUCAAAUUUAAAAACUUCAAAAUUAAAGUUCCCAAAUUGAUUACUGGAUCAAGAACACAAUUUUCCUCUCAAGACAGACAGACUGAAGCCGCAGAGCUCUGGCAGGAAUCAAAGAACACAAGAUUCCUUUUGCUAGAUAUGAGAAAAUGACAGAAAAAGCCAAAGAUGAUAUUUCAAGUUUCAAAAGCCAUCCUUUCCUUACCAAUCCCAGGCAACAAAAGUGACCCUGAGUGUUCAGAACAUCUGGGAUUUAUUUACAAUUUAAUACUGGAUUCAGACAGCUUUUUCCUAUUGAAGGCCAGCCUUACACUGGAUGUGAAAACCUAUGGCCAAAUACUUGAAAACACCUUUCUACACUGCACAGUGGGCACAUGGUUUAUGUGAGGUGGACAGCAGGAGAUAAAUCUCAGUCCAUCAUGGCUAUGGAACUUAGCAUGACCAAGCAUGUCUUCAGCUACCUGUCUCAUCACUUUAGACAAAUCACCUUCGAUCUUAGGGCUGUAAAUUAAGUCUCUGUGGGACAAUGGUGAAGAAAAUCCAAAUGUUAACGAAUUAAGAAAUCCUAGCCAAGCCACCCCAGGACGAUUAUUCUGAAAAUGUGAUUUCCAUAUUUCCUUUAUAACAUCAUAUGCAUCUCUUGGAAUCCAGCAAAAAGCCACAGUGCCCUUGUGCCUUUUAAUAUACCACAGUGCCAGUUAAACCAGUAUUUCUGUUUGUUGCUUUGAGGAGUUACAGCAAAUCUUAUGAUAAAGGACAAGGCCAAAGAGCUGAGCACUGAGCAGAGAGAGGCUUCUGAUGAAAAAGCAAAAGUCCUGUGCACUGAACCAUAGUGACAUGGGCAGUUCAGGGGCACUAGAGGUGAAGAGUGUCUACUGAGGCUGCAGAGGGGCCCGGGAGUGGCACCAUGCUGCAGGGAUGACCAUCCCCACUCAGCUUCUUGAAACACAACUGCAGCUGCAUUCUGCAUCACUGGAAACUGCAAUGUAAUAAUAAAUUUGUUGGUCUAUG
Nycticebus coucang (slow loris) is the source of this 2848-nucleotide messenger RNA. RefSeq names its product tropomodulin 1 (gene TMOD1). Gene Ontology annotation, cellular component: striated muscle thin filament; myofibril. The record is from RefSeq and is a predicted model, not a curated record. The transcript has 10 exons. Bases 296 to 1375 code for a protein of 359 amino acids. Gene Ontology annotation, molecular function: tropomyosin binding. Gene Ontology annotation, biological process: pointed-end actin filament capping; myofibril assembly; muscle contraction. NCBI's taxonomy places the organism in Eukaryota, Metazoa, Chordata, Mammalia, Primates, Lorisidae.